AUGUCAAAUAAGUUUUGGGGAGAAAGUAAAAAGCUGUUUGGAGGAAACAAGAAGCCUGAUCUGUCGUACGCAACACUUGUAUUAGACACAGACGAAAGUGUUUCUCCGUCUAAAAUAAAGAAAGUGAAGAAAAAGAAAAGCAAGCUGAGUCGCCCUAAAAAGCUGAGAAAAUACAUCCCUGAGGAGAAACCAGACAUUUCCCCCAGUGAGCUGCUGGAAACAGAUAAAAACAUUCUCUUGGUUGGAAAACCUGGAAUUGGAAAGACAGCACUGACUCAUGAAAUGUUGAGACUCUGGGCAGAAAGAGAAAGCAAAGAGCUUGAUUACAUGUUUUACUUUGACAUGAGGGAAACAUCUGACAUCAUAAGGGCCAAAAACUUAGAGGAACUUCUUUUUGGUGUGUUCUGUGAACCUGAUGAAGGCAAAGAUGAGGUCUUACAGGAUAUAAAGAGACACUCUGACAAUGUCAUAAUAAUUUUUGAUGGGAUCACAAAUCUCUCCUCACAGGUGGUCAAGAAAGUUUUAACAAAGAAACUACUUCCUCUUGCAAAGAUCAUCAUAACAUGCAGACCAGAUGAUGAGGAUGAAGACUUCCUUUCUGGGGACUUUGACAGAGUGGAGGUGAAAGGCUUUAUGCAGGAGUUUUUUGCAGCACUGUGGAUCCUGAAGAAUCCUGAUAAAAUCAGAGAUGUUUUUCAGCAGUGCCUCACAGAGGAGAAGAAACAGAUGAAACAUCUGAUCCCCUUCAUGUGUCGACUGUUGAAUGAGAAGAGCCCAAGUUUGAUGAAGCAUCUGAUUCCAGAUCAGGACCUGAAGAAUACAUCUAACUGGUUCUUCAAGGAGCUGAUAAACACAUUUCUUCUUCAUCUGUGUGAGCAAGAAGAGGCUGACACUGAGGACAGUGGGCUCCAUGUUGACAUACUGUUCUUAUGUCAGUGCUUGUAUGAGUCCCAGAGUCCUGAAGCAUGCAUCUACUUUCUAAACAAGCUAAAAUACCGCCUUGACCUCAGUGGAGUGAGUGUGGAUCCUUACCCUUGCUGUGCUGUGGCUUAUGUGGUCACUCAGUCAGAGAAGAAGAAAAUAUGUCUGAACCUCGAGGAUGUUGUGAUAUCAGAACAAGGAAUGAGACAGCUGUUUGAAUGCUUUAAAAAUGUUCAGUGGUCUGGCCCUCUGCCUCGACAGCUUUGGGAGAUUUUUCUUAUCAAUGAAGAGCAGAUGAACUUUGUAAGCUUACUCAGCCUAGAUGGAAACCUUCACCUUCUAGUUGAUGGUGAAAAGAAGCUUUUUGAAAGAGCUGCUGAAGUCAUGCAGAGGAUGCAUACAAAGGUUAAUGUGUGCCUCCACUGGGACAAGGAAACUCCUGCCUGUCACAGUCAGUGUGAGUCUCUGUUAAAGGCUUUGCCGUUCAUCAGCUCACUCAGCUUCAGAGGUCCAGUUUCAUGGAGGCAGGAGAAAUACCAUGGGACACUGGAGAGGGAGCAGAAGAGGCUAUUCAUGGAUUUAUGCCUGAAAGCAGCACUUCAUGAUAAAGAAAAAAACAAAGAUAUACUGAAGAGGCUCCUCCUAUUGUUUCCAGUUAAAACGGACAUAGACAACAUCUUUCUUGAUUUGUUUGAACAUGUGAAAGAGUUUUCAAGUGACUUUAAAAUGGCUUUGAAGCCAUUUUUCCAGUCAGCUCCUGCAGUCUGGUCCAUAAACCUCUCAGAGAGAAAGACCUCCAUCCUCCUGGAAGUGCUGAAACUCCAACCAGAGAAGAAACAAGUGGAGCUGACAGGCUGCUCACAUGAAGAGAGAGGUGCAAAGGAGAAAUGA
This is a messenger RNA of Oreochromis niloticus (Nile tilapia), 1812 nucleotides long. RefSeq lists its product as uncharacterized. Bases 1 to 1812 code for a protein of 603 amino acids. Lineage: Eukaryota; Metazoa; Chordata; Actinopteri; Cichliformes; Cichlidae. Gene Ontology annotation, molecular function: ATP hydrolysis activity. Gene Ontology annotation, biological process: positive regulation of MHC class II biosynthetic process; positive regulation of transcription by RNA polymerase II; positive regulation of MHC class I biosynthetic process. The record is from RefSeq and is a predicted model, not a curated record. The transcript is spliced from 5 exons.